AUGGCCAAGCGGAUCCUUCGCCCAGCACUCUCGGCUGCAAGGCGUCUCAUUCUCCGAGCCAGCCCUCGGCUCGACCUGCCCCUAUUGUCGUCGUCGUCGUCGCCCUCCUCCUUGGUCCAGCAACCUCGGAGGGGUAAAUUUGGGUCCUUGUUGGGAAAAGGAUUCCUCGUUGGUAGUGGGAUCGAACGGGCAAGUUCAGCCAGUCUCGGCAGCAUCACCCACGCGCAUGAGUCCCGGUCCGAUCCAGGCCCUCCGCUCGGCUUCCGGCGGACGCUAUCUUUAUCUCUGCUCCUGUCCAUGCGAAUGUUCUCUGCCGCAAUUGCUGCAUCUGCAUCUCCAUCCGCAUCUUCACACCCUUCGCUCGCCUCUGCUUGCCUCCCCCGUCAUCAAGCCUCGCCGCUAGAGUCCUGUAGCUCUUACCGGUCUUCUUCUUCUUCUUUUUCUCCUCCUCCUGCAUCGUCCCCUCCUUCAGACUUAGGAGCAGACUACUAUUCAACCAACGACUCGUUCACAACAGCAGACAAGAUGGGCUCUCUUCCUGGUGCUAUCCCUCCCUUCAAGGUCUUCGUCAUCGGAGGUCUCUCCUACGCCGGUGUCUCGACCACUUUGAACCUGCUUGAUCUGAGCAGCGGCAAGUCGCCUCGUCUCGCCCAAGUUCCCUAUGACCACCAUCCGGAUUUCAAGAACGUCCCCGUCGAGAUCACCCUCGUCGACGAGCGUGAUGGCUUCUUCCACCUGAUCGGCUCCCCCCUUGCCUUCGCCGACUCCAAAUACGCAGCAAAGUCCUGGGUCAAGUUCGAGGACAUUGCCUCUCUCCAGCGCCCCAAUGUCCGCUUCGUCCAGGGCUCCGUCUCAAAGGUCGACCCGGCCACCAAGACGGCCACCGUCCUCGACCACGCCACCAAGCAACCCCAAGACUUCUCCUACGACUUCCUCGUCGCCGCCUCCGGCCUCCGCCGCGCCUUCCCCGUCGUACCCCAGUCCCUGACGCGGAAGCAGUACCUCCUCGAGGCCGAGGAGCAGAUCCAGGCUGUCCGCAAUGCCCCCGACGGCGUCGUCGUCGUCGGCGGCGGCGCCGUUGGCAUCGAGAUGGCCGCCGAGCUCAAACUCGUCGAGCCCGACUCCAAGGUCACCCUCGUCCACUCCCGCGACAAGCUCCUCUCCUCCGAGGGCCUUUCAGACGAGUGCAAGGAUAAAGCUCUGGAGCUCACAAAGGAGGCCGGCGUCAACGUGCUCCUGAACCACCGCGUCAAGGAGACGCGCAAGCUCGAGCCCCAUGCCACCACCGGCCGCGCGCGCCACGAGAUCGAGUUUACAAACGGCGACAAGCUCGUCGCCUCCGAGGUCGUCAUGGCCAUCUCCCGCAGUGUCCCCUCGACAGACUACUUCCCCGCCGCCGCGAAGGACGACGAGGGUUACGUCAAGAUCCACCCCAACAUGGUUCUCAAAGGCGACGUGCCCAAUGCGGGCGACCACAUCGCCGUCGGUGACAUCUGCCUGUGGCCCGGUAUCAAGCGCUGCGGCUCGGCGAUGCACAUGGGACACUACGCCGCCAUCAACGCCCACCAGCUCAUGCUGGCCAAGCUCACGUCCCAGGUCCAUAAGCCAACGUUCUCGGAGCUCGGCCCCGUCGAGCCCAUGAUCGGGUUGGCCAUUGGCAAGAAGGCCGUCGCCAGCGGGCCCGUUGUGGGUACCACGUGGGGUGAGGAUGUCAUGCACGCGUACUUUAGAGACGACCUCGGCUUUACCAUCUGCUGGAACCACUUGGGUUUGGGAAAGGCCCCCGACUCUUGA
Colletotrichum orchidophilum is the source of this 1794-nucleotide messenger RNA. RefSeq lists its product as uncharacterized. Gene Ontology annotation, cellular component: cytoplasm. The record is from RefSeq and is a predicted model, not a curated record. The transcript is spliced from 3 exons. Gene Ontology annotation, molecular function: flavin adenine dinucleotide binding; electron-transferring-flavoprotein dehydrogenase activity. NCBI's taxonomy places the organism in Eukaryota, Fungi, Ascomycota, Sordariomycetes, Glomerellales, Glomerellaceae. The coding region runs from base 1 to 1794 and encodes 597 amino acids.